This is a messenger RNA of Dromiciops gliroides (monito del monte), 7736 nucleotides long. It is a transcript of the gene TENT4B, whose product is annotated as terminal nucleotidyltransferase 4B. Gene Ontology annotation, cellular component: nucleolus; TRAMP complex. NCBI's taxonomy places the organism in Eukaryota, Metazoa, Chordata, Mammalia, Microbiotheria, Microbiotheriidae. Gene Ontology annotation, molecular function: poly(A) RNA polymerase activity; mRNA binding. Gene Ontology annotation, biological process: RNA 3'-end processing. The record is from RefSeq and is a predicted model, not a curated record. The transcript is spliced from 12 exons. The coding region runs from base 68 to 2323 and encodes 751 amino acids.
UGCUGGGGGGCAGGGGGCGGCGGCGGCGGCGGCUGCGGGCGGGGCGGGGGAGAGUGGCCGCCGUUUGAUGGAUCCGAGGAUCGCCUGGUUUCAGCCAGAGCAGCUCGGACCCUCCAACAGUUUGUGGAUGCAGAUUUGGGAGACGACCCAGGGGCUGAGGAACCUCUACUUCAACCACCACUGUCACAGCAGCGCCACGAGCAGCAGCAGCAGCAGCGGGAGCAGCAGCAGCGGGAGCGGCACCAGCAGCAGCGGCAGCGGCAGCGGCACUAGCAGCAGCGGCAGCGGCAGCAGCAGCAGCGGCAGCGGCAGCAGCAGCAACACGGGAAGCCCCAGCGGCCCCGCCGCCGCCUCCGCCGCCGCCACCGCCGCCGCCCCAGCCGGCCCCGCCACGGCCCCCGCCGGCGGCAGCAGCAGCAGCGGCAGCGGCUCCCCAGCCGAGGGCAUGUACCGCCCCGGGGAGCGGCUCCUGGGCGGCCACGCACUGGCCUCCGAACAGCGGGACUUCCUGCCCUUAGAGACGACCAACAACAACAACAACCACCACCAGCCCGGGGCCUGGAGCCGGAGGGCCGGAGCCUCGGCUGCCGAGACCGCCGACCCUGCCGCCGGCAACAGCAACAAGAGGAAAAGGGACAACAAGGCCAGCACUUACGGACUCAACUACAGCCUGCUGAGCCCCAGCACGGCCCCGGCCUCCAGCGGCGGGGUCGGGGCAGGCGGAGGGGGCGGUGGUAGGUUGGCUGGAACAGCGGGAACUGGAGGGUUGUACAGUGGUACCCCUUGGAAGAGGAGGAACUACAACCAGGGAGUCGUGGGUCUUCAUGAAGAAAUCAGUGAUUUUUAUGAGUACAUGUCUCCUAGACCUGAGGAAGAAAAAAUGCGAAUGGAAGUGGUGAAUAGAAUAGAAAAUGUUAUUAAGGAACUUUGGCCCAGUGCUGAUGUCCAGAUAUUUGGAAGUUUUAAAACUGGAUUAUAUUUACCUACCAGUGACAUUGAUCUUGUGGUAUUUGGGAAAUGGGAGAAUUUACCCCUGUGGACCCUAGAAGAGGCUCUUCGAAAACAUAAGGUUGCAGAUGAGGAUUCUGUGAAAGUUCUUGACAAAGCCACUGUACCCAUUAUUAAGCUAACAGAUUCUUUCACUGAAGUAAAAGUUGAUAUCAGCUUUAAUGUACAGAAUGGAGUGAAAGCUGCCCAACUUAUCAAAGAUUUUACUAAGAAAUAUCCUGUAUUACCUUACCUGGUUUUAGUAUUGAAACAGUUCUUAUUACAGAGAGACCUUAAUGAAGUGUUCACAGGUGGAAUUGGUUCUUAUAGUCUCUUUUUAAUGGCAGUCAGUUUUCUUCAGCUGCAUCCACGGGAAGAUGCUUGUAUACCCAAUACCAACUAUGGUGUUCUCUUAAUAGAAUUUUUUGAGUUGUAUGGACGUCACUUCAAUUAUCUCAAGACUGGCAUCCGGAUAAAGGAUGGUGGUUCAUAUGUGGCCAAAGAUGAAGUGCAGAAAAAUAUGUUGGAUGGCUACCGGCCAUCAAUGCUGUAUAUUGAAGACCCCUUACAGCCAGGUAAUGAUGUUGGAAGGAGUUCAUAUGGUGCCAUGCAAGUGAAACAAGCUUUUGAUUAUGCAUAUGUUGUUUUGAGUCAUGCAGUAUCACCAAUAGCAAAAUACUAUCCCAACAACGAAACCGAAAGCAUAUUAGGUAGAAUAAUUAGAGUGACAGAUGAAGUGGCUACCUAUAGAGAUUGGAUAUCAAAGCAGUGGGGCUUGCAGAAUAGACCUGAACCUUCAUGCAAUGGAAACGGUGUUACCUUGAUAGUAGAUAAUCAGCAGUUAGAUAAGUGUAACAAUAAUCUAUCUGAAGAGAAUGAAUCCCUGGGAAAAUGUAGAAGUAAAACUUCGGAAUCUCUUAGUAAACACUCUUCAAACUCUUCAUCAGGUCCAGUGUCUUCCUCUUCUGCCACGCAGUCCAGUUCUAGUGAUGUUGAUUCUGAUGCAACACCAUGCAAAACAUCUAAGCAGCUGAUUUGCCGUCAGUCUACUGUGAACAGAGUGGGAUCACAAGAAGUAUCUUUGGAAUCCUCCCAAUCAGGAGGGAAAAUACAAAACAACCAAGCUCCUAAUUCAGCCAAUAGCACUAACAAAUCUCAGCAUGGAUCAGCAAGGUUAUUUCGUUCUUCCAGCAAAGGCUUCCAAGGUACAACUCAAACAAGCCAUGGCACCUUGAUGACAAACAAACAGCAUCAAGGCAAAUCAAAUAAUCAGUAUUACCAUGGCAAAAAGAGGAAACACAAGAGGGACGCAGCCCUUUCAGACCUUUGUAGAUAGUUACCAAUUUUAUGAUUGACUGUUCUUCUGUGUGCAAUGAUCUCAUGCUACAGGAUAGUUUGAUAGCCACUCCUGGGAUUCAUUCAGGAGCUUCAGACUGUUCAGACGUUGAUUAGCAACUGCAUUUUUUUCCCAGCUCGCCACGGAAUGGAUCAUGAAGACUGACAACUACAAAAACAAAAAGGAAAAAAAAAGGCUGCUCAUUUGAUAAGUCAUAUGCUAUACAACAGGGUCAUUUUAAGAUUUAAAAGCUUGAAUGUAAAAUAAAUAUAUAUCCCAUCAGCUUUAUGCUGAAUUGUAGGGGUAGUAUUCAGUGUGUGUAGGGGGUGGUGUAAACAAAAAACUAAAAGUUUAAAAGGAGAGGGGGGGAAGGAGAAAAAAUGUAUUUUGUGGGAAAACCAGAUUUAAAAGGUAAAAGUGAUUUGUGCAUGAUUUUUUUUAUUAUUUUUGCAUAUAUUUACCAUUUUAUUGUGUGUAUAUAUAGAAGACCAUAUUAUAGGAAAUUGACAUUUGUAAUAGUGGAUUUGUUAAUACUUUUUACAUAACAUUACUGUUUAAAUUGUAAACAGAAUUUUCUCAGGAUUAGUUUGAAAAAUAAUCUGAAUUGUCAUCUUAACAUCCAUAUGUAGGAACGUGAUUAGUUCUGUUAUUCAGAAUUUGUUUUCCUCAGAAUUGAAAUGAAUUAAUAGAAUAUUUGUGACCUGCUGCAAAAGUUUUUCCUCUAAAAAGAAAAGAUUUAUGGUGGCAAAUGAAGUUUAUUUUAUUUUGUAAAAUGUGUACUAUGUAUUUUUGUGUGAACACUGAAAAAACUAUAGUCAUCUCUGAUAAUUAAUGUGCAGCUGUUUUCUAUAGUGUCGUCCUCUUUGGCAAUGGGCAAUUACACUACUUUGUUUUUCUUUGCAGUCUUUUUUUUUCUUCCUAAAAAGGAAAAAAAAAGCCACCUGAAUGUUGUCCAUUCUUGUUGCAGUAAAAAAAACAAAACCUCAGCUUGAGUUCUACAAACAUUUGCAUGCCAGCUUCUUUAACCUUUGUGCUUGCGUGUACUUGUUUUUUUCAUUCUUCUUUUUAAAAUUCAUGCUAAACUUCUGUGGGAGAGAAUAACUGUUUAAGCUUUAAUGAAAUCAUACUUAUAAAACUAUUUUCUUAUACUCCACUUUAUGCUUUUGGUAUUGUUUAUCUUUAAAAAUUAAAUGGUCUUUGAUAAAGGACAUAUUUCGCAUUGCCUUAUUAAGACCAAACACUUCUUGUCACCCCAUUCUUUAUCCUGCCCUUUCACUGACUUGUUACCUUUAAUUAAAACUUUUUUAAACAUUGGCUUGUUUUAAUCAUACUGUAAAUUUAGGUUGUGGUCAAGUGAAUGCCAUAAGUGCAAAUGAGAUGUAAAAUUCUGUUAUUCACCACAUGUAGAGUUUGAAACUGAGUUGGGGAAAAUUGAACAUAAUAGAAUGUUAAAUGGCAUUUAUGAAAAUGCUUCUUUGGAAGGGAAAAGUGCUUCUAUAUUCAUCGUCACUGUGUAUGGCUCUAUUAAAUGAAGCCAUUCCUGAGAAUGAGGAUCUUUUAUAGGCAUAUAUAUGUAUACGUAUAUGUAUUCAUAUUACAUGUGUGCAUAUAUACACACAUAUACAUAUAUAUACACAUAUAUAUGUAAACUUUUAAAUUUUUCUUUUAUAUGCAGUUACAAAAUACUAGACCAACCAGACAGUAAUGGACACUAUUAGUGCAACAACUUUAAAAAUAAAAUAAUGCUAAAAUAUGACCAAAACCAAUGUCAUCACUGAAAUCAAUAUUUCAAUAUGUUAGUGUUUUGCUUCAAAAAGGAAAAAUACGUUCCCAAAAGAUGGAAACUCAUAACACUUACUUUGUAUAAACAGUAUAAGAGUUUUAAAUAUGAUGUUAAUUUGACAAUGUUUUAAAUUUUAGAUUCACAUUUUGUUCAGAUCAACUAAUUUUUAUCAACAAGAUGUUGAGCUUUUGUUAAUAGAAACUAGUUCAAGUCAUACCACAUUAUGCAUAAUCACAGUAUUUAUUUUGUUUUUUAGAUUAUUGUGAAUGUGUAGACUUUUGUUUGCUGCUUAGGGAGAAAUUAUUUAUAAAAUUAUAUAAUCCAGUAUUAGCUGCUAUUAGCAAAUUGUUUCCGAUAUAUAAAACUUGCAAAGAUCUGUGUUGCAUUGGCCACACUGAUUUUGUUGUUGUUGUUUUGUUUUUGUGUUAAAGAAUCACCCUCAUUGUUGAAAGCAAAUGUACUCUUAGGGUGCAGGUAUUAGUGUUUCAAUAAGCAUGUGAUUAUUUUAAGGUGGUGGUAGCGGGAAGAUAAUCUUGAUUCCAUUGGGAAUCUUAGGUUUGCCUCAAUUUAUGGUUUUCAUAAAUUUAUUGGAAAAAUCGCUUUUCCUGGACUGCUGAAGUUUCUUUUUGGUAAACAGUAUCUUUCUAAAAGACAAAAAAAAAAAGCAUGAAGGAAAAUUGAGGUGUGUGUUACAUUUCCUCAAAUGACCAGCAUUGUAUUCGUAAAUACUGUAUAUCUUGCAAAUCUUUAUUUAAAUAGGACAGUUGAACUGUUCAUUUUUCAAUCUGAAGUAAAAUACUUUCAAGAACUUUUAAUUUGCCUGCUCGUUUGUCUUGUACAUUUCAUCUCUGUAUUUGACUCCCGUCUAAUUCCUUUUGAGUUUUAAUAUUUUGUGCAGAUUUUGUGACUGAAAAAUAAAUGUUUCAUCUAAAUUAUUCAUCAGCAUCCCUGAAACAUUUUCCUUUGCAGUGUUGUAGAACUGGAUAUUUACAAAUUCCUGUUUAUGUCAAAGUUUAUUUUUGUUGGUUGUGUUUGUGCUUCAUAUGUGUCUAGCUGCUUUUAAAAUUUUAAUAGAAAUGAGAUAAUGGUUCUUUGAAGUGCUGAAGCAUCAAGAAUUAUAAAUAUAGAUUCUGGAUGAUUAUAUUUUGAUACUGCUUAAAGGCUGUUUAUACACUUGUAAAAAAUCAGUUAAAGUGUCAAUAUUUGCAAAGGAUGAAGAGACCAGGUGUUCUGCUUUGGAGAGAUCUAUCACAUUUUGUUUCUAUCAUAGAGGUUAGAGUUAUAAAACCUACUGGUUUUAUGUCUAGCUGUUUUCAACCCCCCCUCCCCCCAAAGGGUUAAAUGUCUAUUUGUGCCUCUUUGAUUUGCUUUCUAUUUGCUUGCUCCUCUUUGAGCUUGCUCCUGAGAUUUGGGCUGUCAUUUGCUAGCGUUCUACUUUUUCUCAACCAAGUCUUCACAGUUCAUCAGAGCAAAGCAUGGGCAAAAAAGACUUUCUUUUUUCUCUUUCCUUUGGGGUUUUUAAUCACAAUGGGUUUUCUUCCCUUCCCCUUCCCCCCCCCCCCCACUUCUCCCCACCAGCCCCACUAAUGGUAAGUGUUAUAAUUCCUUAACCUAUAAACUAGUGUUUGGGCUAUCAAAUUAAUGUGACCUGUAAAUAGCAGAACCAUAGUGCUGUGAUUUGUUCUUUGCAAGAGCCUUUAUAACUAGGAUGACCAGGGUAAUUUUAUUGAUGUUGUGUUGAAAUGUUCAGAAACCAUCAUUAAUAGAUUUCUAUACGUUUUGUUGGAAGUUUUGUUAUUUAUGAUGAUAUCUUGUUAAUUGUUUUCAAUUUGAUCCACAGUUGGAAAUUUAUGGUUGCCUUCAGUUAUAGCAUGCUAUCGAUUUUUAAAAUCACUGAUAUUAACAAAUAAGGCGGAAAUUCAGUUACUAACUAGGGAUUGUUCCUAGGGAAAUGGAUAUUUCUGAACUUAAUUUUAGAAAAUGAAUGGCAAACUUUUUCUUUAAAUAAUUUCAAAUUUCCAAACUGAUAAAUAAUAAAAAUGGUUAAAGCAACAACCAGUAAAACUUGCUAUUUCCUCUCAUUGAUCAGCUCUGUAAACUGCGUAUGAGUGGAAAAGCAGUGUUUUCUUUAUUUAUUUAUAUAACAAAUACUCUGUUAGCCAUGAUUUUAUGAAUGGCUGGUGCAAGUUUGAGUAGGAAAAAGUCAAAUUAAAUUUUUGCAUUGCAGUUUUUGUCAGUGAAGUAAUUGAUUUAAUGAAAUAUUUCAAUAAUAAUGUAGCAUAAAUAUCAAAACAAAUAUUUGUAUGAUAAGUGUUUCAUUGAAAAUACUGUGUUUGCUUUUCCUCAGGUUCUAAACCUUUACUUUGAGAUUUAGAUCACUCUUCAGUCUGACAGAAAUGGAAGUUUUGUGGAAAAUAAGUGUUUAAAAUUGUAAUAUGCUGUUUGAUUUAACAUAUAACCAAGGAACAAGCCAGAUUUCACUGUGAAAGUUAUUUACAUGGUUAACAACCUUUGUUUCUUUAUGUCUUUUUUUCUUAUUAAUAGUAUUGAAUGUCUUUAAUACUGUUGUCUGAGCUAGGGUCUUAUAAGCUUUCAAUUUACCUUCAAACCUCAACAGAUUAAUUGAAUUUUUCUUCCAUUAAAGAGUGUGAUCCAAGGAUAGGGCAAAACUGUUAUUAGCAAGAAAGCCUUAUUUUUUUAUAGGCUGGUCUGGAUAAAAGACCUAUGGCUUAAUAUCAAAUACUUAAAAAUUCUUUUAAUAAUGUCUGAUAUUUUGCCUCCCCUGCUCUCCUUUUUAAAGCAUUUUGGCUUUUAAGGUUUGUACUUUAAAGUGCGUGCCUUAGUAUUGCUUAAAAUGGCCCAUGGUUCAAUACCUCUGAUCUAGAGCUAUAGGAAGAAUUAAAAUGCUAGUGACAGUGAGUGGUCUUCUUGCUGUUGUUGCUUCAGCAAGCAUGGGCUUGUCUGUAAUUUGCUGAGAGAAGUUGUAGUUGUAUGAAUGAGUCCCAAACAGGUACUUUACUUGGGGUAGUGUGAAAACUAGGUGUCCUCUUAAUUUGUGUAUUCAAGUCAAAGUUUCUAUUUCAAGUGAUUAUCUGUGUAUCUGUAUUCACCUCGAGACCUAAAAUGUCAAAUAAAAUCCUUGCAGAUCCAUAGCCUUUGCUACUUUUUGUUGAAUUCAUUUCCAUGUGGUAUGAUCCAAGGGGUUGGGGGGAGGCCAUCACCAGAUUCUGGAUGAAAUUUUUAGAGAGUAGUUAUAUCCGUGUUGGCUUUAUUCCUUUGUCCUAAACAUACUGUAAUUCUUUGUGGGUAGUUACAAAUAAAAUAUAAGGGUGGUAGUAUAAUGCAAAGUCUCACAAAAUGGGAGGAGGGGACUUCACUAGGAGAAAAUAUCUCUAAAAAUAGCAAUUUUGUUAAAUUCUUACCAUUCAGGGAUGAGUCUUGCAUGAAAUUAAGGAAUUAGACAGGUAAGCAUUUUGGUACCCUUGGGGAGAACUAAUUGUGUGACAAUCUUAGUCUAGUACCUUUAAAGGAGAGGGAGCUUAUUGAUUAUCUACCAAAUUCUUUAGGUUGAAAGUUAUGCUCACCUUAUUUUGGGGUUUCCAUGUAAUAAUCAGGGUUCAAUUACUUUUA